Molecule: messenger RNA, 759 nt
Organism: Iphiclides podalirius (scarce swallowtail)
Lineage: Eukaryota; Metazoa; Arthropoda; Insecta; Lepidoptera; Papilionidae
Source: the annotation of a GenBank genome assembly
AUGCGUAAUUUAUACCAAGAUUUUUGUCACGUUAACCUUGACGUGUGUGGUCCUCAAGAGAAGACAUUUCUGGUGGAUCAUCCAGGGGAUAUAAUCAACAAAUACACACUACAAGUUGGAGAUGAAUGCAUUAUAUCACCUCUAUCACUGUUUUAUACGGAUUUGUUAAAGAUAACAGGUCAGAAAACAACUAAAAUUCAAAGCCGCCAGCCCAGUGAUCCAGAGGAUCCCUUUGACACAGAGUUUCUUAGGGAAACAGGAAGAAAACGUGAAACUGCUGAUCCAACUGUUAUUGAAAAUCAACAGUUUGAAUCUGUGAAUGAAGUCCAGCCAACAGUGAAUGCUGAUGAAGAUAUUGUUGUUGAUACACUAGAAGGAGGGCCAGGAGAUAUUGUGUCAUUAGCACCAGGGCAGGUAUUAGGCUUAGAUGCAGCUAUACUGCAAAGCAUAGACAGAUGUUCUAGUGAAGAAUUGAAGAGAAAAAUGUAUAGCAGUAUCUUAAUAAUUGGUGGAGGGGUAAAGAUCCAUGGUCUGAAUUUGUGGUUGCAGAACCGCUUAGCACUUCAAAUACCUUAUGCUUACAAGACUGAACAGUUAGAAAUAGUGACUUCACCAAAGGACAUUGACCCUGCAAGCACAGUUUGGAAAGGGGCUGCUGUCAUGUCUUGUUUGGAGUCAGCCAUAGAGUUAUGGAUAAAUCAGAGUGAAUGGAACAAGUUUGGUUUGAAAAUAUUAAGGGAAAGAGCACCAUUCAUUUGG